Messenger RNA from Suillus fuscotomentosus, 1578 nucleotides. RefSeq names its product permease for cytosine/purines, uracil, thiamine, allantoin-domain-containing protein. Gene Ontology annotation, biological process: transmembrane transport; nucleobase transport. Gene Ontology annotation, cellular component: plasma membrane. Lineage: Eukaryota; Fungi; Basidiomycota; Agaricomycetes; Boletales; Suillaceae. The transcript is spliced from 12 exons. Gene Ontology annotation, molecular function: nucleobase transmembrane transporter activity. The record is from RefSeq and is a predicted model, not a curated record. Bases 1 to 1578 code for a protein of 525 amino acids.
AUGGGUCCUCAGAGCGAUGAUCUACUGCCAGUUCCGAUAGAGGAAAGAACGUGGACUGCAUUCAGUUAUGUCGCUUUUAUAAACUCAUACAGGUCACUCGAUAGUUGGAUGAUAACCUCUAGCAUGAUCGUCAUGGGCAUGUCGUGGUGGCAAGCCUGGCUGACUGUCUGGAUUGGCUAUGGUGUGAUGACGCCGUUUGUCGUCCUGUUGGGCCGACCGGGUGCUGUAUUUCAUGUUACCUUCCCUGUCGUCAACCGUGCCAGCUUCGGAAUAUUUGGAAGUUUGUGGUGUGUAUUCAAUAGAGCGACGAUGGCAUGUAUCUGGUACGGAGUGCAAUCGAGUAUCGGCGGUUCAUGCGUCCUAGUGAUGCUCCGUACAAUCUGGCCAAGUGUCAAUAAUAUCCCAAAUUCCAUGCCCUUGUCCUCUGGCACUAAUACCAGGGAUUUCAUGUGCUUCCUCAUUUUUUGGGUUAUAUCUUUGCCCUUCAUAUGGCCUCCAGUGCACACAAUUCGUCAUUUCUUCACGUUCAAGACGAUUGUCUCACCCAUUGCCUGUGUCAUCUUUAUGAUUUGGUGCAUCGUCAAGGCAAAAGGUGUUGGACCGAUCGUCAAACAGCCGGCAACCAUCCAUGGCUCAGAACUGGCAUGGGCCAUGAUCAGCAAUAUUGGUAUAUGCAUCAGUAACCUCAUAACAUUGACGACGAACGCGCCGGAUUUUGGGUCACGGGCGAAGACUCCAUCCACACCAAUCAUUUCCCAACUCUGGUGCAUCCCCCUCUCUUAUGGUUUAGUCUGUCUCUUUGGUGUGAUCGUCAGCUCAUCGUCACAAACAAUCUACGGGGAAGUAAUCUGGUCACCCGUGGAUUUGCUAGGAAUGUUCUUGGACGACAACCCAUCCCCUGCCACUCGAUUUGGUGUCUGGUUCAUCGCCUUCUCUCUCAUUAUAGCCCAGCUCACACUUUGUACCCCGCCCAUUUUCAGAGGGAACAUUAGCGCUAACACAGUCAGUGCGGGUUGUGAUCUGACGGCGCUAUGUCCACGUUUCAUCAAUGUCAGACGCGGUGGGUAUAUUUCAGCUAUUGUCGGACUUGUCAUGUGUCCCUGGAAUCUGGUAGCGAGCAGCAGUCGUUUUUCUUCCUAUAUGUCUGCGUACACGGUCUUCCUGAGCGCGAUCGCGGGAGUUAUGGCCGCUGAAUACUGGUUUGUGCGCAAGGGCCAUUAUAACGUCGCCGACCUCUACGUCACCCGCAAAGGAAGUUGGUAUUGGUACAAUUAUGGUUUCAACCCCAGAGCGUACGCAGCAUACGUGGCAGGCAUCGCCAUCAAUAUUGUGGGGUUCGCUGGGGAUAUUGGAAUACCCGUACCAGCUGCUGCGACUCACAUAUUCGACUUGUCGUUCUUCACAGGAUUUGGCAUUUCAAGUAUCGUGUUCUAUAUAUUGAGCAGGAUGUUUCCGGUUCCUGGAGCUGCUGACACAUUUGAGGAAAUAGAUGUAUCUGGGUAUGAGGAAAAGAUGGCGAACUGCAGCGAGGAUACAAAAUCAAAGGACGGCUCCACAGAGAAGGAAUCUACCGUAUAG